Molecule: messenger RNA, 708 nt
Organism: Oldenlandia corymbosa var. corymbosa
Lineage: Eukaryota; Viridiplantae; Streptophyta; Magnoliopsida; Gentianales; Rubiaceae
Source: the annotation of a GenBank genome assembly
AUGAGAGAUGCCUUGGAUCAGAUUCUCCAAACGCCAGUUCAUAAAACCAGCAAACAGACUUCAAGAAAUCGAAGCAUCAAUGAGAAACAUGGGAAUUGCUUUGGGUCUUGCGGUGCUAAUUGGUGUGAAACAGAAAAAUGGUUUUUGGUCAGGCCUAACAAUUGCUAUCAGUUUUGCUCUAGGAAAACAAGCAAUUUUCACAUUGGCAAAUGCUCGGGCACAAGUAACAGCAAUCGGAUCAGUCUAGGAACCUUCGUGUUCAAGAAUCUUCUUGACAUACGAUGGCAGAAGCUUGCUGACAUAAGAUUCGUAGUCUUCACUAGUUUUCUAAGGAAGAGUCGGAUGUAUGGUGAGGCUGGUGGUGUUCCCGCAGAUAUUGGAGCUCUAUUGAUCCGAGGGAAGCACAACUACGGAACUGCAAAUGACUUCGCUAUAGCCCGGCUUAUCAGAGGUCAGACUAAAUUCUUUUAUCCUUGUAGAGCUGCUUUUGCAACCAGUCAUGGCAUCCACUUUGGCCAAGCAAAACCUCUAUCUCAGCCUUGGAAAACUUCAAGAAUUCAUGGUGCAAACAACUCAACCCUCAGAGAGAAGGAUCGAUCACCUCUGAACUUCCAAGGGUUUGACAGAACACAUCAUUUUAAGUCCCAUGACCAUGAGUUCGAGAAGUUCAUCGACCAAGCGGAGCUAGAACCAAAUUUUAGGUUUUAG